This is a messenger RNA of Talaromyces proteolyticus, 1299 nucleotides long. RefSeq lists its product as uncharacterized. NCBI's taxonomy places the organism in Eukaryota, Fungi, Ascomycota, Eurotiomycetes, Eurotiales, Trichocomaceae. Gene Ontology annotation, molecular function: zinc ion binding; DNA-binding transcription factor activity, RNA polymerase II-specific. Bases 1 to 1299 code for a protein of 432 amino acids. The record is from RefSeq and is a predicted model, not a curated record. The transcript is spliced from 2 exons. Gene Ontology annotation, biological process: regulation of DNA-templated transcription.
AUGGCCACGCCGACCACGCCCAGAAAGAAACCUCGUCCUCCACGCAGAAAAGCCUGCAGCAGUUGCGCGAAGUCUAAAGUCCGGUGCAGUCUAGAAAAGCCCGGAUGCUCGCGGUGCAGAUUGACAGACCGGAACUGCGUCUAUGAGACGACGGCUUCAACAUCGGAGCAACCAGACUCGCGCCUAGCACAAGGAGGCUUAGAAGUAGAAUUCGGACGCUUGGAUUAUCUCAACGUGUCUUCUUUUACGGGUCCACUCUCUGCUUCAGCAGCAUUACAGACGCCACUUUCUCCGUCGGAUGCUGGUGCUCCUAGUAGGUCUCCCGUUGAAAAUACCAUCUGGUGUCCGCCGACCCAGCAGUCCCAGGGACAAUCUCCCAGAAGGACUCCCAGAAAUAACGAGCUUCACUUCGGAGAGAUCGACCUGACUCCCAGCUCUGAGGCAGACGAUAUUCGUGCCCGAUGGAUAAGGCCUUACUUCGCGACUACACUCGAGCGAACUGAGAUCCAAAAAGUCGUUCUUCCUUAUACUAUACAGUUUAUUAAGCGGAUACUGAGGACUUAUCCGCGGAACAUGCUGAAGGACGGACAUGUCCCUCCAAUCAUUCAUCACACCCAGGUGAAGGGGAACGAGAUUCCUCGUACACUAGCAAACUGCUAUAGUAUAGUACGUAUGUGGGAACACGCUGUCCCUGGGAGCGAGGAGAUGGUUAUGAGUACACUCAGGCGGGAGAUGGAUAGGCUCGCUAGUGAGAGCCCAAAUCAACACGACUACGACCUCCUGUCCGCCUUCCAAGCUUACCUUAUUUACUCAAUCCUGAUGUACUUCUCCCCUCGCGGCGAUUUCUCGGAAAACACCAUGGUAACUCUCAUGGAUUUGGCCUUCCGGACAAGUAGAAAUGGUCUCUUCUGUACCGCCGAAAUAAAACGGACCAAACCAACAUGGGAAUCCUGGAUUGUCGCUGCCGCGAAACGCCGUACAGUCUUUAUUCUAUACGUCUUCAGCAGUAUCUAUAACGCGGACCGGCUACUGCCCGAAUUUAUAGCGGACGAACUGAGAAACGUCUAUGUACCGGGUCAUAAGGCAUUGUGGGAGGCGGAUAACCGAGAAACGUGGAAUAAGGUGUAUGAUCAAUACCUAUCGGAUUGGGAAGAUGGGAGUUUGGUGAUCUCCGAGUUAUGGCCAUCCCCUGAGAAGGAGGAACCCAAACAAAGGGAAAGAAUCGAACGUUGGGUUCAGACAGUUGACGAAUUUGGGAUGACGAUUUUUGCUCUUUGCGCUCAUAUUCAUGGCUGUUGA